Messenger RNA from Carlito syrichta (Philippine tarsier), 2468 nucleotides. Its product is annotated as collagen alpha-1(XXIV) chain-like. Lineage: Eukaryota; Metazoa; Chordata; Mammalia; Primates; Tarsiidae. The transcript is spliced from 19 exons. The annotation marks the transcript as partial. The record is from RefSeq and is a predicted model, not a curated record. Gene Ontology annotation, cellular component: basement membrane.
CCCCCCCCCCCCCCCCCGCUUUCUUGCUGCGGGUCUGGAGCGUGGUUUUCAUGUGAUUUUUAUUCUUCGUUUUUCAUGGACAGUACCUGCACCCUUAGCACUUCCGAGGUGGCUUCUGUUUUCCGUUAGCGCUUUGCUGCACGGACAAAUGCAUACAAAUGCAUUUAGGAGCCCACAGGACAAGGCGUGGAAAAGUCUCCCCCACGGCAAAAACGAAACCACUUCUUCAUUUUAUUGUGCUAUGUAUGGCUGGAGUUAUUGUACAUGCACAAGAACAAGGCAUAGAUAUUCUUCAACAACUAGGCCUUGGAGGCAAAGAUGUAAGACACUCAUCAUCAGUGACUGCUGUAACUUCAUCAUCUACACCAUUACCUCAGGGGGUCCAUUUAACAGAAUCAGGUGUCGUUUUAAAAAGCGAUGCUUAUAUUGAGUCACCUCUCAUGAAAAUUUUGCCGGUUAACUUAGGGAAGCCAUUUACAGUAUUAAUUGGGUUGCAGUCACAUAGAGUGAACAAUGCAUUUCUCUUCAGCAUUAGAAAUAAAAAUAGGCUACAAUUAGGAGUUCAAUUACUACCUAAAAAAUUAGUAGUAUACGUUGGAGGAAAGCAGUCUAUAUUUUUCAACCACAGUGUUCAUGAUGAACAAUGGCAUUCAUUUGCCAUUACUGUUGGAAACCACGUUGUCUCGAUGUUUGAUGAGUGCGGAAAGAAGUCUUUUAGCAGAGAGACUAUUUCAGAAUUCCAGAACUUUGAUUCUAACAGCGUGUUUACCUUAGGAAGUAUGAAUAAUAAUUCUGUCCAUUUUGAAGGAAUAGUUUGUCAGUUGGAUAUUAUUCCUUCUGUAGAAGCGUCUGCAGACUACUGCAGACAUGUGAAACAGCAGUGUCGCCAAGCAGACAAACACCAACCUGAAACAAGCCUUCCUCGCACAACUAUCAUGCCGAUGGGGAUACCGGAACACUCUCCUCUGCCUAAACGAUUUGAUGAAAAAGUACUGUCAGAGGAUACGUUGACUGAAGGCAAAAACAUUCCAACUAUCAUGACUAAUGAUUCGGCCCCAGUGCAUAAAAGACAAGAACACCAGAUAUCAAGAGCUCAGUUAACUUUUCUUCACUCAGGAAAUGUCUCUGCUGUGGAUCUCACAAACCAUGGGAUUCAGGCCAAAGAAAUGGUCACUGAGGAAUAUACUCAGACAAAUUUAAACCCAUCAGUGACCCAUCAUCGCCCCAGUGAGUCAAGAAUAAAUGCCAAGGAGAAAUUUAGUUCUCUCCCAAAUGUAUCUGACACGGCCACACAACAUGAUGAUAGAGUAACUGGUCUGUCACUGUUUAAGAAGAUGUCAUCUAUUCUUCCACAAAUGAAACAAGAUACAAUUGCUAACCUCAAUAAGGCUAUCACAGCAAAUCUACACACUAAUGAACUUACGGAAACACAACAGAUUGUAAACACAACCUUGUAUAGAGUGACAGAUGAGCCAUCGGUGGAUAAUCACCUUGAUCUAAGGAAGAAAGGUGAAUUCUAUCCUGAUGCUACUUAUCCCAUCGAAAAUAGCUAUGAAACUGAGCUUUAUGAUUAUUAUUAUUAUGAGGAUCUUAAUACAAUGCUCGAAAUGGAGUAUCUGAGAGGGCCAAAAGGAGACACUGGACCUCCCGGUCCACCUGGUCCAUCAGGUAUCCCAGGUCCAGCAGGAAAGAGAGGUCCACGGGGCAUACCAGGGCCACAUGGAAGUCCUGGGUUACCUGGAUUACCAGGUCCAAAGGGUCCUAAAGGAGAUCCAGGAUUUUCCUCAGAUCAAGCUAUUUCUGGAGAAAAGGGUGAUCAAGGCCUUUCGGGAAUCAUGGGCCCCCGUGGUCUGCAAGGUGAUAAGGGUCUCAAGGGACAUCCAGGACUCCCAGGACUCCGAGGUGAACAAGGAAUUCCAGGAUUAGCUGGUAAUAUUGGUUCACCUGGUUACCCUGGCAGGCAGGGUUUAGCUGGGCCAGAAGGUAAUCCAGGUCCCAAAGGUAUACGAGGUUUUAUUGGCUCUCCUGGAGAAGCAGGACAACUGGGACCUGAUGGAGAAAGGGGUAUUCCUGGGAUCCGUGGAAAGAAAGGUCUUAAAGGAAGACAGGGUUUUCCAGGUGACUUUGGAGACAGAGGCACUGCUGGUCUUGAUGGCAGUCCUGGGCUUGUAGGUGGCAUUGGUCCUCCGGGGUUUCCUGGGCUUAGAGGCAGUGUUGGCCCUGUGGGACCAGUUGGACCUUCUGGAAUUCCUGGCCCAAUGGGACUUUCGGGGAAUAAAGGACUACCUGGAAUCAAAGGUGAUAAGGGUGAACAAGGCAUUGCAGGAGAGCCAGGAGAACCAGGGUUUCCAGGAGACAAGGGUGCUGUUGGUUUGCCAGGAUCACCAGGCAUGAGAGGAAAGCCAGGACCUUCAGGCCAGACAGGUGACCCAGGACCCCAAGGACCAUCUGGCCCUCCAGGACCAGAG